This is a messenger RNA of Hemiscyllium ocellatum (epaulette shark), 2175 nucleotides long. RefSeq names its product phospholipase A2 group III (gene pla2g3). Gene Ontology annotation, biological process: arachidonate secretion; phospholipid metabolic process. The transcript has 7 exons. Bases 1 to 2175 code for a protein of 724 amino acids. The record is from RefSeq and is a predicted model, not a curated record. Lineage: Eukaryota; Metazoa; Chordata; Chondrichthyes; Orectolobiformes; Hemiscylliidae. Gene Ontology annotation, molecular function: A2-type glycerophospholipase activity.
AUGUUUCUCAGUGGAGGGCUGUACUGUCUGUUAUUCUUCCCCUUGAUCCAAGGGAGGCAUGAGACAUUGUCCGGGGACCGGCUGGUGGGUUUAUCCCAGAGAGACCGGUCUCUGUGCCAUUUGGUCGCCGGUGACCAUUCAGCCCAUUCUUUAAGUUUCCUAGCCCGGCUCCGAGGUUUCAAUGAUAGACCAGUCCUCUUCCAAAGCAGCUGGAGCCGGCAGGGUCAGCUAGAGCAAUGCAUCUUCUGGCAGGAGGCGACUAUCACCAGCGCUUACCUGGCGUUUUGCCGUGAGAAGCGGGGCAAGCCACUGAGCACCGGGACUUUCCUGACAGAGUGGGACUCCCGCCUGGACACGGCCCUGAGGGACCUGGAGCAGUGGGCUCGGAACUGUUCCAGCCCGCUGCUGAGUGCCGCGGGCCCGGAGUCUCUCCGGGGAAGGAGGAGCGCUGCCCUUGCCCCUCUGGGGAAGCCGGAUAGCCCGGGGUCAGCCUCAUUCCUCCAGAACCACCGGCCAGGGGCUAGGCGGGGCCGCCGGACUCUGACAUUUCCCGGGACCGUUUGGUGUGGGCCUGGAAACUCUGCUGAAAACUUCACUGACUUGGGAAUAUUUGAUCAGACAGACUUAUGCUGCAGAGCACAUGAUCACUGUGAGCACAUAUUAUCUGCUUUUGAAUACAACUAUGGAGUGUGGAACUUCAGACUGCACACAAUAUCCCACUGUGACUGCGAUUAUAGGUUUAGGAGAUGUCUCCUGAAUGUAAAUGAUACCAUCUCCACAGUGGUUGGAAUAGCAUUCUUCAACGUUCUCCAGGUGCCCUGUUUCAAUCUGGAACCAGAUGGAAGUUGCAUUAAGAAGACCCAAAGGAGCCAUUGCAAUAUCACUGAACGCACGCUGCGGGCUGUUCUUCGUUCUCAACCCAGGUACAACUAUACCCAUCCCAUUUUGGAUGAGUUUCAGAUGGGAUUGGAGUCUAAAACCACGGCAAGUUCUGCAGCAACCAGCAGCCAGAACCAAAUAAUCACUAGCCUCUCCACUGGAUCCACUACUCAUGGUACAUUGGCAAAAUCAACCCAAAAGGUUAAAAGUAUAAACAAAAAGUGUCACAAGUGCAAAGGUCACCAGAAGAAGAAAACCAAAGCUAAUUCCCAAAUUAUCUUGAAGGCGAAAGCAGAUAUGAUGCCCACAAUGGUACCCACUGAACUGGCUUUUAAACCUGCCACUGAACAGAACUCAGUCCCUGUUGCCAUGGAGAAAAAAGAUGGUCCUAGAAAGCUUUUGCAAAGAAAUAUCUCUGAUGCCUUAUUGAACCAAGUGAAUGGGACCGUGGCUGUUGGAUUGGAUAAAAAUAACAGUAAAGAACAUAGUUUCACCAUUCUGGGAAGACAGAACACAGCAACCAGCUUAAGCAAAAGUGUGGAAUCAACCACGUUAUCAAGCAAAAACCAAACCGGGAUAAAACUGGCCAAGACCAUGUAUAACAUAAAAAACACAGUCAGUAGCUCCUUUAUUUCCUCAAGAAAAGCAUUCGACUUGAGCAGUUUUUCCAAGAAUAGUAGUUUGAAAUCCUUACCAAGUGGCAGUGCCAGAAAAGGCCACGCACCAAGGAAUCUGCCAUGUAGGAUGGGAAAUUGGAACCAUUCCGAAAUCAUCAUCAGCUCCCCCUGUGCUCAUCAGACUCUGGAUCCAAUCAGACCUCGUCCAACUGCACCUAAAGGUAAAUCCAGAGGUUGUAAUAUUUACAAAGCCCUGGAUCGGUGUGAGCACAAGAUCUCUCCACAGGAAUUCAAAUUCUCAUAUCACAACCAGCAGUCCAGGACUCUCUAUCACUGUGACUGCUUAAAGAGAUUGGCAAAAAAGAUGAAGAAACAUGUGAACGUCAGCACAGCGGAGUGGCUGUUGACUGAGUUUGUGUCACAGAGCUGUUUCUGGCUGAAAUCAGUGCCGAGGAAUUGCAGUAACGAGGAGUGGAGGCACUGUGCAACACAAUCAGGUUCCACUGUGGCUGUCCUUUCCAAACCCAGGCAUCUCCAGAGGAUUCUGCAACACCUUGGCAUUCUAGAUGAAUACCUCAAUCUAUUAACAGAUGAGCAAGAAAGAUACAAGAAUGGAACAUCCAAUGUCACCAACUCCGUUAAGUUGUAUGACAAGUGUUUACAAUUGAUUCAGGCUUAA